Molecule: messenger RNA, 1267 nt
Organism: Sciurus carolinensis (gray squirrel)
Lineage: Eukaryota; Metazoa; Chordata; Mammalia; Rodentia; Sciuridae
Exons: 3
Coding region: 1-873 (290 amino acids)
Source: RefSeq, a predicted model, not a curated record
AUGCGUUCAACACCAAGAUCCCACCAAAGUCCUUCCUAUUGUUUGAGGUCCGCAAUCACCUUGGACCUCACACGAUUCUCCCAUAACUCAGUCCCCAAAGUUUCCAACCUAGUAAAGAAGUUGGAGAUUUGCCAGCCAGGAAACUUUGCUUCGUACCCCCAAGCAAAGACUGGGAGUGGAGGGAGAUUCCUCUGCAAAGAUCUGUUUCUGGACAAUAACCCCCAGAGCGCCGCGAGCGCAGGCUCGGGCUCCGGCCCCCGGCCCGGCUCCGCUGCCCGGCCGGGUCCCCUCGGCGCGGGAUGGGCACCGACCCUCAGCAUCAGCCGAGACGGCGGGCGGGCGGGAGACCCCAAGGCCUGGACGCCGCCGCACACAGCGUGGUCGCCUCGCUGCUCCGGCACGGCUCGCCCAGGGCGGACUGGGGCGGCUUGGACCCCCCUCCCACCCACCCCACCCACCCACCCCUCCCCCACACCCCCGCCCCCUGCCCUUCCCGAGGGCAGCAGCCGCGGCCCGGAGAUAAGCGCUAGCGCAGCGCGGGGCUCUGCCUGGGCUAGUGGCACCGACUUGGGCAAGAUUUAUGACUCCGCGCCCCAAAGCUGUAAACAGAGCACAAAACAGCAAACACUUGCUCCUUAUGGCAUAUUGCAGCGGCGCAACUUGAAAGCUGGAGCUGGCCGCGUAGGAGGUGAGAGUCGGCCGCAAAAAUCCGCUCCGCGGCAUUUUCUCUUCAAACCCGCCGAGUCGGAUAUGGCAUUUGAAGAAAGAAGGCGUGGGUCAAUAAUCAACCCGCACUUUCUCCUCCAAACUGCUGACGCGACUCUCACCGCCCUCUCAGCCAGGCCAGCUGCAGGGAAGGCCAGCUCUCUGUGAGAACCUGCCCCGGGAGGGGACGGGCUGGGCCAAGGGGGCCGAGGGCGCCCAAGCAAGGGCUGGGGCGCCUAGAGCCCAUACUUUCCAGGACGCCAAGACCAAGCCGGGAAAACCUCGGAGACUGGACCUGAGGAACGAACGGCGGGAGCCCUGGGAGAUCUAGGGUGGGAACUCAGUCCGGAUCAGGGCCUCCACCCGCCCUUGACUAGGUGGCUUUUGAGUCACGGGCCCCUGCAGACAGAAGUGGGGCUCUGACUUCAAGACUAAGGUCUGGCAUCCCGGAACGCGGGCCUCAUGCUUCUCUUCUGAAAUCCAAAGGAUUGGCUUUGGAGCAAGCGCGGGCGAGAUGAUUGAAAAUUUGUAACAGCAGAGGUUGUUUGUUGGUUUGUUAUUU